Molecule: messenger RNA, 1144 nt
Organism: Ricinus communis (castor bean)
Lineage: Eukaryota; Viridiplantae; Streptophyta; Magnoliopsida; Malpighiales; Euphorbiaceae
Product: tropinone reductase homolog At5g06060
Exons: 5
Coding region: 139-957 (272 amino acids)
Molecular function (GO): oxidoreductase activity
Source: RefSeq, a predicted model, not a curated record
UACUAAUUGCAAAGAUGAGUAACUAUUGGUUUCAUUUCCCCCUUUUUCUUUCUAAGCGUUGGUAAUCAUUCUUAUCUUGUUUGUCAUCAUCGUCCGCCUGUCGAUUUUCAACUUUUUACUUCACUCCCUAUUACAAAAAUGGCAAUGGCUGAAAGCAGUUUCAAAGAAUCAAUAUGGUCUCUUCAUGGAAGGACAGCUCUUGUCACGGGGGGCACUCGUGGAAUCGGGAAUGCAACAGUGGUGGAGCUUGCUAGGUUAGGAGCUAGAGUACAUACAUGUUCAAGAAAUGGAGAAGAGUUAAAUAAGUGCUUGAAAGAGUGGGAGGAAAAAGGGCUUUUGGUUACUGGAUCAGUUUGUGAUGCAUCUUCUCGAGCUCAGAGAGAGAAGCUGAUUGAAGAAGUAGGUUCUGUUUUCAAUGGCAGUCUCAAUAUUCUUGUAAAUAAUGUUGGCACAAACAUCAGGAAGCCAACUAAUGAGUACACUGCUGAGGAAUAUUCAGAAAUCAUGAUUACUAACUUUGAAUCUGCAUACCAUAUGUGCCAACUUGCACAUCCUCUUCUAAAAGCAUCUGGUGUCGGAAGCAUUGUAUUCAUUUCUUCUGUGGCAGGUCUUCAGCACAUAGGUAGUGGAUCAAUUUAUGGAGCAACCAAAGGUGCGAUUCAUCAACUGACGAAGAAUUUGGCUUGUGAGUGGGCAAAAGACAAUAUCAGGACUAAUUCUGUUGCACCUUGGUAUAUCAGGACCUCACUUGUGGAACGUCUGCUCAAAAUCAAGGAGUUUGUGGAGAAAGUAGUAGCGAAAACUCCUCUUAAGCGUAUCGGAGAACCAACAGAAGUAUCAUCCCUAGUGGCAUUCCUUUGCCUACCUGCUGCUUCUUAUAUUACUGGACAGAUUAUUUCUGUUGAUGGAGGAAUGACCGCGAACGGAUUUGACUCUGGCAUGAGACUAGUUCUUUAGUAAAGGAAAUGGAGCACUUUGUCAGAACAUCAUCUUGAGUUACUCCCAUUUAGCAUAUCACUUAACCCUUGCAUUUACAAAUUCCUGUUAUCUCUUGACAUUGCUGUGAUCAUUUAGGGGCUGUGCAUUUAAAUUUGUUAUUGAAAACAGUUUGAAAUGAAGUUCACUAGACAUUUUGACAAGAAAA